Hemibagrus wyckioides is the source of this 3068-nucleotide messenger RNA. RefSeq names its product DEP domain containing 4 (gene depdc4). Lineage: Eukaryota; Metazoa; Chordata; Actinopteri; Siluriformes; Bagridae. Bases 14 to 1636 code for a protein of 540 amino acids. The transcript is spliced from 9 exons. The record is from RefSeq and is a predicted model, not a curated record. Gene Ontology annotation, biological process: intracellular signal transduction.
CUGUUAGAGAACCAUGGCGGUGGAUUUGACUCCGAGAUUUAGAAGGCUGAAUAGUCAAACGAGAUGUUUUAACGAGAAGAAACUUCCUACAGUGACAGGACCGUUUAGAGCCACACAGUUGUGGCAAAACAUCAUAGAGGCCUUACAGACACAGGUAGAGGUCCGACGUCACCGGCAGAACUUGCGAGUACACAAAGAUUGCUUCACUGGCUCUGAUGCUGUCGACGUGGUUCUCAGCCACCUCAUGCAGAACAUCUAUUUCUGCACCAGUGACGUGACCCGCCUCAAAGCUGUCAGGCUUUGCCAGGCCCUCAUGGAUGCCCGGGUGUUCGAACCUGUUGGGGUGAAACUCUUUCGCAGGGAUAAAGAGCUGGUCUUUGAGGACUCUGGCUGCAGUCUUUACCGCUUUCUGGAUUCUGACGCUGUUCCAGGAUCAGCUAAGCGCAGCUGUGAUAUGGAGAAUGAAACACCUGUGAAAGAAGAUGGGAAGAAGAAGAAGAGCUCCAGGUUUGAUGAUUUGAAGACCAUCUCCAACCCCUUGGCACUGGGGUCCUCAGACAGAAGGGUGGAGAGAAUACUGAAAACCAUUAACCUCCAGCCAUCAAUGCCUUCUGGCCUGAAUCGGGUCGGUUUAUCUACUACCUACCUCUCAAAGCAAGUGGUACAGGAAGUCUGGAAACAACAAACCCUCCUCCAGCUGUUGCAGCUUGUGGAGGUGCCUGUGUUAGACAGCAUCCUGACAUCACCCUCAAAACCCGCUCCUCUUCGCAUGCGUUUGCUGAGGAACCAUGAUCUGGUCAUCUCUAACACCUGUGUGGACCGGGAAGUGUCCCAGGUCCUCAACCUGCCAGAACUGGACUCGUGGCUGAUGGCGGCUGCAGACUGUCUGGAGCUGUUUCCAGAUGAGGUGAUAGUAGCGACAGGAGAGCAGCUGUUUCAGGUCCACGCUGUGGAAAGUGAUGAGAGGCUGGGAGCCUACAAGAAACUAUUAUUUGAUGCCAUAGCCAAGUACUACAACAGUCAGGAGAGAGUUCCCCUGCUGGCUGGACGUUACAUGGACAUCCAUUCAGGCAUCCUGAAACUACAAGACUCAGGUAGGACUGACGACGCUCUCAAGGCGUCUCAGCUGUGUCUACGUCUCCUGGAUGCCAGCUCCAGAGAUGAGCUGCGCCGACUCCUGACCUUCAUGGCUGAAGCUGCAGACCCCAAGGCCUUCCAGCUACACAAAACAAUGGAGAACAGGGCCCUGAUCAGCAGGACGUUCAUGAAGGCUGUGCUUCAGAGUAAAGAUGCGUCUCGUACCGAGUGUGAGCAGCUCCUACUGUUUCUCAUGGACCACCAUUUACUUCUGUUCAAGACCCCGGUGUCUCUGAUCGAGGCGGUGACGAAGGCCUUGCAAACCCUGCAGCAAGGGCGGGAUCCAGAUAAUGUAGCAUUGUUCGCGUUCUGUCAGCAGAUGUCGACCCAGCAGUUUGAGGAACAACGAGAAAAGAACACCUUCGAGAGCUUGAAACAGCUCAUCGAGCAUAUUACACUCAGCAACCAUCUGUCAAUCAAACAGAGGAGGCGGCUCAUCAAGGAGUUUCAGAAGCACCACCCAGCAGUGUUUCUCCACCAUUUCUCCUCCACCUUCUAGAGCAUUGUUUCUCCAAGGAAGGCUCUUGUCUUUUACUAGGUGGAAACAUAGCCAUAAGUUGCUUAUGCUUUAAACAAAAACAAAUAUGUUUUAGUACACAAACCUAAUUUAGUAGUAAAACACAACAGUUGAUCUACAAAAGCUAAUCUGCCCUAUAUGCACUCACCAGAUAUCAAAUGAUUGAGGAAAUAUGAUCCUAAAUGGUGCAAAAAAUAUUUUUAGAUGCUAGAUGUUCUGUAGAAACCGACUCCUGCGGUUAUUUCUUCUCAGAUGAAAUUGCAGUUAUUCAGUUGUUUAGAUGUUUUUCCAGUACACUAUGAUUAUUUGUUGUUUAUUUGUUCAUCACUGAUUUUGUUUGUCUUUUUUGUUGCAAAAAUUCCACAGCUGAGAAUGACUUGAACAGAUGUACAUUUACACACCGAUCAGGCAUAACAUUAUGAGCAGUGAGAGGUGAAAUGAAUAACAGUGAUUAUCUCCUCAUCAUGGCACCUGUUAGUGGGUGGGAUAUAUUCGGCAGCAAGUCAACAUUUUGUCCUCAAAGUUGAUGUGUUAGAAGCAGGAAAAAUGGACAAGCGUAAGGAUUUGAGCGAGUUUGACAAGGGACAAAUUGUGAUGGCUAGACCACUGGAUCAGAGCUUCUCCAAAACUGCAGCUCUUGUGGGGUGUUCCUGGUCUGCAGUGGUCAGUAUCUAUCAAAAGCAUCCUUUAAGUCUUGUAAGUAUCCUUUAGAGGACGUAAAGGAUCUGCUGCUAACAUUUUGGUGCCAGAUACCACAACACACCUUCAGGAAUCUAGCGGAGUCCAUGCCUCGAUGGGUCAGGGCUGUUUUGGCAGGGAAAGGGGGACCAACACAGGUGGUCAUAAUGUUAUGGCAUGAUCUGUGUAUAUACAAAUAGUCAGGAAUGUGCUCAAUGAAACAACUAUUUUUUAAGGUUUCAUUAAACACUAAUAGUAGUACAUUCACUGGACAGUAAGUGUAGAAAUGUGAUUUUAUGCCUUUUGUUCAAUUAAUUUGUUUUCUAAUGUAGAAAAUGAUCUUCGUUGUGAUUUAUAGUACUUAAUUUAUUUGAAUGGUUUAAGACACUAAUGCUUACAUUUCAGCUGUAGAAGAAAGUGAGCUUUUAUACUACACAUGCUUUUGAUUAACAGUGAUUUGUAGGGUUUGUGAAUAUUUGAUUUGGUUAUAUAGGGGUGCGAAAAUUGUAGGAGAAUAUAAUCCGAGCUCGUAUAGGUAGUGCAGUAAUAAUAAGGGUGUGUGUGAUGGACAAGUGUUUUUGGCCAUGUAGUGUAGAAGCACUUUCAAUUUCUGGUAUGUUUUUGAAAUAUCGCCAGGAUUCAUUUUGAGAGUUUGCCUGUGUAAUUUUCUUUUAAAUUUAUUUUUAUUUUUAAUUUAAUUUUUUUUUUGAUGCUGCAACAGUGUCAUUACAUGGUU